This is a messenger RNA of Saprolegnia parasitica CBS 223.65, 423 nucleotides long. RefSeq lists its product as hypothetical. Bases 58 to 423 code for a protein of 121 amino acids. NCBI's taxonomy places the organism in Eukaryota, Oomycota, Saprolegniomycetes, Saprolegniales, Saprolegniaceae. The transcript is spliced from 3 exons. The record is from RefSeq and is a predicted model, not a curated record.
GCAAAAGAUACUUUAUCGAGAAUCCCCAACAUCCGCUCGAAUCUUCCGAGGACCAGCAUGACCGAGACCAAGGCAGCGAAUGGCGGGAUGCUGGAGGAGUGGACGUCGUACUUCUUCCCGUCGCCGUCCAAGGCGUCGCAGGUGACCUGCCUCGAGUUCUUCCAGCGCCCAUCGACCGGCACGACGCUGCUCUGCCAGGCCGUGCCCCAUCGCUUUGGCGUCUUUGAUGCAACGACGAUGGCGCUCGUGGGCCAAGAGCAUCCGCUGAGCGCGCCCGUGCGCCUCAUCCGCUUCAUGGACGCUGCGCCGUAUACGUCACUGCCGAGCUUGCUCUUGGUCUCGACGCGCAUUUGCAUCUUCUCGCUCGAGCGCCAAGCGUAUGUGUCUCCGAGCUACCGGCCGUCACGCUCUUGCAUGCAUUAG